AUGUCAGAGAUCGAGAAGGCUUUGGUGGAGCUGAAAGCUCUCAUGAAGUAUCGUACAGAGCAACUAGGCUAUGAGGAAGAUUUCCGCGGCUUGGGACUAACUAGUCGAAAGAACCUCUGCCUCCAUCCCUCCGUCAAACGAGAAAAGAGUGGAUCUGUUGUGGACGCCCGCUGUAGGAGUCUCACUGCUGGCUUUGUUAAAGAGAAGAAGGAUAGGGGUGAGAAUGUGGCCGUUUGCGUCUACCACGAUAAUCUCGACCUUCUCGAGCCUCACAACCUGAUUCCGAAUGGCGUAUGGACCUUUGAUGGUAUUCUGCGGUAUGGAGAGGAACACAAACAGUGCCCAUAUUUUACUGCAAGAAGAAUGAUGCAAUACUGCAACGUCGUCAUUUUCUCUUAUCACUAUCUUUUGGAUCCAAAAAUUGCGGAGCGAGUGUCUCGAGACUUUUCAAAAGACUGCAUUGUCGUGUUUGAUGAAGCUCACAAUAUUGACAAUGUAUGUAUUGAAGCUCUCAGCACUGACAUUACCGAAGACUCGCUACGUAGGGCCAGCAGAGGUGCACAAAACCUCGAGCACAAAAUCACCGAGAUGCGGGACACGGAUCAAGAGCAACUUCAGAAUGAAUACCAAAAACUGGUCCAGGGCCUUCGAGAGGCGGACGAAGCACGCCAGGAGGAUGCAUUCAUGGCUAAUCCUGCACUGCCAGAAGAUCUACUCAGGGAAGCUGUCCCUGGAAACAUUAGAAGAGCAGAGCAUUUCGUUGCUUUCCUCAAAAGAUUUAUUGAGUAUCUCAAGACAAGGAUGAAAGUGCGUCAGGUCAUUUCAGAGACCCCCCCUUCAUUCCUAGCUCACUUGAAGGAACACACUUUCAUCGAAAAGAAACCCCUCAGGUUUUGCGCAGAGCGCUUGACGUCUCUUGUUCGGACACUUGAGCUUACCAAUAUCGAGGACUAUCAGCCGUUACAGGAAGUGGCUACUUUUGCGACGUUGGUUGCAACCUAUGAGAAAGGCUUUCUUCUUAUUCUUGAGCCCUUUGAAUCAGACACAGCAGAGGUUCCUAACCCUAUUCUGCAUUUUACGUGUCUGGACGCAGCAAUAGCUAUUCGCCCUGUUUUCGAGAGAUUCUAUUCUGUUAUUAUCACGUCUGGUACAAUUUCUCCUUUGGAAAUGUAUCCAAAGAUGUUGGACUUUUCGACUGUGAUCCAAGAGUCAUACAGCAUGACACUUGCAAGACGGUCAUUCUUACCUAUGAUUGUUACACGCGGGAGUGAUCAAGCCUCCAUUUCGACCAGUUUCCAAGUCCGCAACGAACCUAGUGUGGUGCGAAAUUACGGCACGCUUUUGAUCGAGUUCGCCAAAAUCACUCCUGAUGGCCUAGUUGUCUUCUUUCCAUCGUACCUUUACAUGGAAUCGAUCAUCAGCAUGUGGCAAGGCAUGGGUAUUUUGGAUGAAGUGUGGAAAUAUAAACUUAUUUUGGUAGAAACUCCAGACGCCCAGGAAACGUCGCUAGCCCUCGAAACCUACCGCACCGCAUGUUGCAAUGGUAGAGGGGCGAUCUUAUUGUGUGUUGCACGGGGCAAAGUCUCAGAAGGCAUCGACUUUGAUCACCAGUAUGGCCGGACGGUACUUUGCAUUGGGGUCCCUUUUCAAUACACAGAGUCCCGGAUUUUGAAAGCACGUCUAGAAUUCUUGCGCGAAACGUAUCGUAUCAAGGAAAAUGACUUUCUUUCUUUCGAUGCGAUGCGCCACGCUGCUCAAUGCCUCGGCCGUGUCCUGCGAGGGAAAGAUGACUAUGGAAUCAUGGUUCUUGCCGACCGCAGAUUUCAGAAAAAGAGAGUCCAACUUCCCAAAUGGAUUAAUCAAGGCCUCCUGGAUGUCGAUACGAACCUUAGCACUGAUAUGGCAGUGAGCAGUGCAAGGAGGUUUCUAAGAACUAUGGCACAACCCUUUCACGCCAAAGAUCAGGACGGUAUUAGCACGUGGGGCUACGAAGAUCUUCAGAAGUAUAAAGAAAAGAUGGAUAUGGAAAAGAUUCGCGAACUCGAGGAUGCGGCAAAGAUUCCAGGCGACGAGGACAAUGCUCCCAUUAAUCCCUAUGAAUUCGAUGACGAAGAGUUGGACCAAGACAUGAUGGAGCUGGACGAUUUCUAA
This is a messenger RNA of Metarhizium brunneum ARSEF 3297, 2151 nucleotides long. RefSeq names its product General transcription and DNA repair factor IIH helicase subunit XPD (gene rad15). The record is from RefSeq and is a predicted model, not a curated record. Gene Ontology annotation, biological process: positive regulation of mitotic recombination; nucleotide-excision repair; transcription by RNA polymerase II. NCBI's taxonomy places the organism in Eukaryota, Fungi, Ascomycota, Sordariomycetes, Hypocreales, Clavicipitaceae. Gene Ontology annotation, cellular component: nucleus. Gene Ontology annotation, molecular function: hydrolase activity, acting on acid anhydrides, in phosphorus-containing anhydrides; ATP binding; DNA helicase activity.